Peronospora matthiolae is the source of this 1449-nucleotide messenger RNA. Lineage: Eukaryota; Oomycota; Peronosporomycetes; Peronosporales; Peronosporaceae. The record is from the annotation of a GenBank genome assembly.
AUGGCUACACUUGAUGCGCCCGCAGACGCUACGCACGACGAAGCUUCGAGCGGCUUCAGUGGCUCCAAGUCGUUUGCCGAGCUAGGCGUGGACCCGUCCAUCUGCGACGCCAUUGCAGCUGUCGGGUGGUCCACGCCCAGCAAGAUCCAGCAACAAGCGAUUCCGUACGGCCUCAAAGGCCACGACAUUAUUGGAUUGGCCGAAACGGGUUCAGGCAAAACGGGCGCGUUCGUGAUCCCGAUCUUACAGAGUCUACUCCAACAGCCACAGCGUCUCUACGCGCUCGUACUGGCCCCCACGCGAGAAUUGGCCUAUCAGAUCGGCGAGCAGUUUGAAGCCCUAGGCGCGUCCAUUGGGUUAAAAAGCACCUGUGUUGUUGGUGGCAUUGAUAUGAUGCAGCAACAAGUGGCGCUCGCUCGGAAGCCCCACGUGGUGAUUGCCACGCCUGGACGUCUGGUGGACCACUUGGAGAACACCAAAGGCUUUAGUCUGCGCACGAUGAAGUUUCUUGUUCUGGACGAAGCAGACCGGAUGUUGAGCAUGGACUUUGAAGAAGAGAUCAACCAGAUUGUCCAGCUCAUGCCGGCGGAACGGACGACGUACUUAUUUAGUGCCACGAUGACGUCGAAAGUACGGAAACUUCAGCGCGCGUCGCUGAGAGAUCCAAUCAAAGUGGAAGUGACACACAAGUUCGCAACGCCCGAGACGCUGAAACAGCACUAUCUGUUUAUACCAGCCAAGUUCAAGGACUGCUACUUGGCGUACGUAUUGAAUGAAGUGGCAGGUCAAUCGGUGCUUAUCUUUGCCAGCACGUGCAACGGUACGCAGAAAGUGACGCUGAUGCUGCGGAAUUUGGGCUUUCAAGCGAUUUGUCUGCACGGCCAAAUGCAGCAACCCAGUCGUCUUGGCGCUCUGAAUCGAUUUAAAGCUAAAGCAAGGAAUGUGCUUGUGUGCACGGAUGUGGCGUCUCGAGGACUGGAUAUCCCGAGUGUUGAUGUGGUCAUAAAUUACGAUAUCCCAACACAUGGCAAGGACUAUAUCCAUCGAGUGGGGCGGACUGCCCGUGCUGGUCGCGCUGGUGUCGCGAUUUCGUUCGUCACGCAGUAUGACGUUGAAUUGUACCAGCGGAUUGAGCAUUUGCUCGGCACGAAGCUGGACGCUUACCCUUGCGAAGAGGAGACCGUAUUGGUCAUGUUGGAGCGUGUGAAUGAGGCGCAACGUAUUGCUACGAUUGAGAUGAAAGAUGCGGUUGCAAAUGGCACCAGUACAAAGCGUGGGCGCUACACACGAGACCAUGAAGACGGCGAGGAAGGAGAAGGAGGUGAUAAACGAUACAAAUCGGCUAGUCGUGUGCAGAAAGGAGGCCGUGGCGGAGGUCGAGGUCGGGGCGGUAGUCGUGGCCAUGGCGGACGUGGUGGUGGCCGAGGUGGUCAUAAUAAGCGGAGUUAA